Messenger RNA from Paralichthys olivaceus (Japanese flounder), 3282 nucleotides. RefSeq names its product ATPase H+ transporting V0 subunit e2 (gene atp6v0e2). Gene Ontology annotation, molecular function: proton-transporting ATPase activity, rotational mechanism. Gene Ontology annotation, biological process: proton transmembrane transport. The record is from RefSeq and is a predicted model, not a curated record. Lineage: Eukaryota; Metazoa; Chordata; Actinopteri; Pleuronectiformes; Paralichthyidae. Gene Ontology annotation, cellular component: proton-transporting V-type ATPase, V0 domain.
AAUCAAAUGUCAGAUGAUCAGUAGAUAAUAAAAACACAAACACCUGCUGUCACACAAACAACGCUCCAAUCCCUCCUGCUGUAAUACUGACUGGCAGCUCGCUGCACCAAUCGGAGCCCGCUGCCUCACCGGUCUGGACCAAUCACGUAGCUCCUCGGCUGAACAGGGCGUGUUCCUGGAGCAGAGGACGCAGUGUCUCCGCCGCCAUUGAAGCUUCGUGUGUCUCGGGGACGAAUCCGCGUCCAUUCAUCCAGAUUCUUGUUUUCUGUGGACAGCAGCGAUGGUGUCUCACUCUCUGGCGCUGCCGAUGAUCUGCUUCACCACCCUGUGGGGGCUGGUGGGGGUCGUGGCCCCGUUUCUGGUGCCCAAAGGACCCAACCGGGGCGUCAUCGUCACCAGCCUCAUCCUCACAGCCGUCUGCUGCUACCUGUUCUGGUUGGUCGCCAUCUUGGCUCAGGCCAACCCUCUGUUCGGCCCUCAGCUGAAGAAUGAGACGAUAUGGUAUCUGCGCUACUUCUGGGAGUAAAGGUCUGUGCCAUGUGAUGCCUCCCAUCAUUCCUCACAACCCUCCUCUAGUUCAGUGGAUUUGAUUUCAACAUAACUCCUGAACAUUUAAAACUCCACAUCUCCAGUCUGCAAAACCGAUGGAAGAUUUCUUAUGUCGCUGCAUUUUUUUUUUUUUACUCAAAUUUCAGCGUCAGUCGUCUUUGCAGCCUUGAGGAAUAUUAAGUAUAGUGUGUAGCAUGUUUAACAUUUAGGCCGCAUCCAAACUACUACGUUUUUGUCUGAGAACACAUCAUCUCUGCGACGGAUGCGUCUGGUGUCCUGCGUCCGUCUGAACAAACAGAAACAACAUAGCCACGUGACGUGUAACGCCACGUGUGGAUGAAGCUUGUUUUAUGAAAACUCAGUAUUGUGGAUGUUGCCUCAGAGUUUAUUGGGACAUGUGUGUUUUAAAACAAGGUUGCACUCGAUGGAUUCGUGAGCGACUAUGAAGACUGUUUUAUUUUUCUGUCUCUCAGUGAAACCAUGACAUCCUCUGUCGGUUAUUAAUCUUCCCUCUCUGAAAUGUGCAAUCCUUAAACAUCCUGUGUUUUUGUUUACAUUUUCAGUUUUGUGUCGCUGCCGUCAGGGAACUUCUGAGUGUUUGUAUUUAUUUUGCCCGGUGGACGCUGACGUGAGCUGCAAUUACCUCAGUGUCGGCCCGGUCUUGUUAGAUGAUUGUGAUUAUUUGUGAUGUAAUGUCUUUGUGCGUGUGUGUGUAUGUUUGAAAUCACUGGGGUUGCUUGGCCCGCCGCCGUGAGAAUCUCUUUUAAAAAACUUUUUAGAACGUGAAGAGUGAUUCCCUCCUCUUUCGACCACUUAAGCACGAACCCCCCCUCCACAUUCCCCUCAUGCUCCACACUGCGGAGGUCCUCGUUGCCAUGGUGAUCUCGUCGCACAAUUCAGUCCCGCUCCCCCUCGACCCUCUGGUUUUUUUUUUUCUGCCUGUUCUCGUGUGCAACAGAUGUGUCGUGGGUCGCACUGCAGGGGCACGUUUUCCGAGCGAGGCUGCCAAUAGAUUUAACGACAUUUCCACUAUUUUAUUUUAGAUUUCACACCACACAGCCACCACCCCCCUGCCGACCUUUCAAACAGCAGCUUCACCAAACCCCCUCGUUUAAACUUGGCCUAAUGAAUUCUUUUGGGGGCUUCCAGCCCGUCGAGGCACAGUGACCCCCUCACGUCUUUUCAGCCGCAAAGGAGCAGCAAGAAAAGAUGCUUUUAGAAGUGUUCACAAAGCAACGAGAAAAAACUGCGUUUCACAAAAAAACACCUUCUGCAAUCCGCUGACUCAGAUCAGCCGAUAAACAGCAGCCGCGUGGUUUUCGGAGUGAUGAUGACACUUUAAAGUUUUGUCAUACGGCCGCAAAACAGCACAUUUAAUGAUCUCUCCUGAUUUUCUGUAUAUUUUAUUUAAUGUUUGCCUUGAAUAAGAUGCUGGUUUGUGACACACCUGCCUCCUCAGCUGCCGCCAUCACCACAACUGCACCUCCCUCGCCCCAUAUCCAACCCCGAGAACCCCGUCCUCUCUCCUUACUUCCUUCCUCCCUUCCUUGACACUGUCCCUCCCCUUCUUCCAAACCACUUUGCUUCAGCCAAAAAGAAAAAAGAAUCAAAGCCAAUAUACAGCUACUUUUUAGAAAGACCAAAUUGCGUUGUAUCUUUUCCUCCAGCCCUCUUUGGUAGUUGUGUUGGUGGCGUGCAUGUAAAAGUGAACACACAGGAGGGUUAACAUCAGCGUGCUGUAGAGUCCGUCAGUAAAGAGAAGACCUGCAUCAAAUAGGGUGUGACCACAUCUGAUCGUAUCUGGAAAUAAAGAUGGACGAUACAAAAAUAUUCCAGAUACAAACUCUACCACUGACAACUGAGACCGACUUUUGAUUGGCCAGUGUAUCAACAGGACCCUGAUACCAUGGCUCCACUUUCUGAUCACGACUGCGCAAAAUAUUCCAGAUGCGAACGCCGUCAUCUUACGGAACUGGAGCCGACGUUUCGUCCAUCUUUAUUUACAGUCUAGGGAAAGCUGACUUUGACGCUUGCUGGUGUUUACUUUCAGUCCCAACCAAGAAGCUCAUUUACUGAUCAGGACCUUUGGUGAGACGUUAACAUGCAGGGCCACAAACGACAGAGCUGGUGGAGUCAAAACAAAUCCAAUCCCGGGUCCAGUGACUCCGGCUCUCCCUGCGUGGUUCUUCCUGAGCAUCGGUCCAGACAGCGAUUUACUUUCACUUCGUUUCCUCUUAUCAGGGUCGCAAACCAUUAACUGCCGGUCGUCACAGGAAUCCACAAACAAUGUUGUGUGUUGAAGUUUGUUUCCUAUUUGAAUCACAGUCUACGUCCAGAGGGACAGAGUCACAUUAUCUGCGAGUCAUUGGAGAGCAAAUUAUUCUCACUUGUUAAGUGUUAAAGAGAGCGAACAGUCCAGACUGGACAUGAACCCGUCCGAACACGUUGGGUGUGAACCUGCCAUGAAAAUGUGAUGAUUUUCUUUUCCGUUUCUGGUUCUUUUGGAAACCAGCUGCUGUUUUAUUGGUUAAAUUAUUCCUGGCAACGUAGAUGGAGAGAGAUUUGUGCGUGUGUGUGUGUGUUCAGAGUCACCAUGGUAACAAAAUCUACUAAAUGACAGAUCUAAUUGUUGGUGCAGAUGAGUUCCUUCAUGUGACCUUGUAUUAGUGUGAAGUGCUUCUGUGUGAGUGGCAUCAUAUUUGAAACACCCAAUAAAAGACACUAUAUGUCUCA